Molecule: messenger RNA, 2684 nt
Organism: Malus domestica (apple)
Lineage: Eukaryota; Viridiplantae; Streptophyta; Magnoliopsida; Rosales; Rosaceae
Product: microtubule-associated protein 70-1-like
Biological process (GO): cytoskeleton organization
Molecular function (GO): microtubule binding
Source: RefSeq, a predicted model, not a curated record
CUUUAUUUAAUUAAUCAAAAAACUAAAUCUAAUAUCUCUCUCUCUAGCAGCUACCAGAUUUAAAUCACAGUCUAGAGAGAGAAAAUCAAACCCAAAGAGCAAAUCCCACUCCCUUUCUCUCUAAAAAAUCACACGAUUUUGCCAGAACUCUGAACACUCUCUCGUUUUCUCUCCCUAUCUCUAUGCACAUCGGCGCGUCUGUGUAUUUAUCUGCGAUUUGAAACCCUAGGCAUUUCGGAUCCCGAGCUACAUUUGGAUGUGAAGGACCGUGCGCUGCUCAGAUCGGGAUAUGGAGGAGGCUUUCGGCGACGGAGGUUAUGCUCCGAUGACGGAGUACAGUAACGGACCGGUUCAUGGGGGUGCGCCGACACCGCCGCCGCUGAUGGUGUCGGGAUCGUUCAAGGAGGGGAAGAGCUCAUCGCGGAGGAGAGGAUUCAGGAGGCCGAGUAUGGACGGCGACGAGCUCAUAAACCUCUUGCACGGCUCGGAUCCGGUCAAGGUCGAGCUCAAUCGGCUCGAGAAUGAAGUCAGAGAUAAGGACCGGGAGUUAGGAGAGGCACAGGCUCAGAUCAAGGCUCUCAAGCUCUCUGAUAGAGCCAGAGAAAAGGCUUGUGAAGAGCUCACUGAUGAGUUGUCGAAGGUGGAAGAAAAGCUGAAGUUGACAGAAUCACUUCUAGAAAGCAGAAAUCUUGAAAUUAAGAAAAUCAAUGAUGAGAAGAAAGCUUCCAUGGCUGCUCAGUUCGCAGCUGAAGCUACUCUACGGAGGGUUCAUGCUGCGCAAAAGGAUGAUGAUAUGCCUCCUAUUGAAGCCAUUCUUGCACCUCUGGAGGCAGAGCUCAAGCUUGCCCGGCAAGAGAUUGCAAAACUUCAAGAUGAUAACAAAGCUUUGGAUCGCCUUACCAAAUCAAAAGAAGCAGCUUUACUUGAGGCUGAGAGGACUGUUCAGGUUGCCUUGGCUAAGGCCUCCAUGGUGGAUGAUCUUCAGAAUAAAAACCAAGAGUUGAUGAAACAGAUAGAAAUUUGUCAGGAAGAAAAUAAAAUUUUAGACAAGAUGCAUAGACAAAAGGUUGCUGAGGUUGAAAAGCUUACUCAGACUGUGCGGGAGUUGGAAGAGGCUGUUCUUUCGGGUGGUGCAGCGGCAAAUGCUGUGAGGGAUUAUCAGCGGAAGUUUCAGGAGAUGAAUGAGGAAAGGAAAACUCUGGACCGGGAGUUGGCCCGUGCAAAAGUAACAGCAAAUAGAGUAGCUGUAGUGGUAGCAAAUGAGUGGAAAGAUGCUAAUGACAAAGUGAUGCCUGUAAAACAAUGGCUUGAAGAACGGAGAUUUUUGCAGGGAGAAAUGCAACAACUUCGUGACAAGCUUGCCAUAACUGAGCGAGCUGCCAAGUCUGAAGCUCAGUUGAAAGAAAAAUAUCACAUGCGACUUAAAGUGCUUGAGGAGAGUGUGAGAGGUAACAGUAUUAAUCGCAGCACAGUAGAGGGAAGAAGUACAAGCAAUGGGCCCUCGCGACGUCAGUCCCUGGGUGGAGCUGAUAACGCUCCAAAAUUAAGCUCCAAUGGGUUUUCAUCCAAGAGAACUCCCGUCAGGUCUUUGUCCUCCAGCACCAGUUCAGUGUUAAAGCAUGCUAAGGGCACAUCAAAAUCAUUUGAUGGUGGUACAAGAUCAUUGGACAGGGGUAAGGUUCACUUGAACGGUACAAGCCCCAGUUUCUCUGUCAACCAAUCUUGUGAGGGAACAAAGGAUGGUGAAGCUCAAACUAACUGGAAAGGAAAUUCAGAUGAUAAGCCUGAGUUCUCGACAGUGGAUACGGAGGAUAGUGUCCCUGGGGUUUUGUAUGAUUUGUUGCAGAAAGAGGUUGUAGCGUUGAGGAAAGCUGGUCAUGAGAAAGAUCAAAGCCUGAAAGACAAGGAUGAUGCUAUUGAGAUGUUAGCCAAGAAGGUAGAUACCUUGACUAAAGCAAUGGAGGUUGAAGCAAAGAAAAUGAGAAGAGAAGUUGCUUCCAUGGAGAAGGAGGUAGCUGCCAUGCGUGUGGACAAAGAGCAUGAGAAUAGGGCCAAGCGGUUUGGUCAUACCAAAAGUUCUGUCAGCAGUGCUCAGGUUCUCUCUGGAAGGGGUCUCGCGCGAAGUGGGUUAACCCGCAGCACCCAAUAACAAAAAUCCUAAUUUGGAGCUGCAGAAAGGCAUUAAACCGCAGAGAGGCGCCUUGUUCCUCCUUCCGUUUUCCACACUUAUUUUAUUUUAUCCUGUCCUUUCCUCCCUACCGCGAUUGAUUAUAAGAUAGUAGCUGGCAUGCCGAUGAAACCGUGUUCACCAAAAGCUGGUCAAGGGGAGCAACAUCUGAGAAAGAAGUUGUCGGUAUGCCUGCCUCUGACGUAGAUUGUUAUUCCCGUGCUUGUUAGAGAGAUGAGCAGAAGAAAAGAGAAGGGGAAGAAGAAGAAGAUUAUUGACUUUUGGGCUAACCUACCUUUUGUGGCGUGGUCUCGUGAGUGGGCAAUGGUUGUGUUUGUAUAGGUAGCUUAUUGGGUUUUGUUACAAUGUUCUAUGUUUUGCAGUUUAUAUUUGUAAUUGCAGAAGCUAGUGUGGUUGUUGUUGGUUAAGGGGUUUGUUAAUAUUCUUGUAACCAGAUCAAGAUCAGAUCUUUUGUUGGUUGUGUUAAUUCCUCUAUAGUCCACUGUUGGUUUAUGUA